UUACUUUAAGAUUAUUUCUGCAGUUCUGACGUGAGCUAGCUUUAUUUAAUAAUAUCAAAAUCUAAAUACAACACCGUGUUUACAUCCGUGAACCUUGGCAAAAAUAGUACUUUAUCGCAGCGCGACAGUCUGGCAACUCAGCAUAUUUUUCGAGACGCAGAACGCAAGAUAUUUCUUAUCUCCGUUAAAAAAUGGAUUAUUCCAUUUCAAUCGGUGCCUAUCUCAUUGGAAAAUCGCACACUAGUUGGCAGUAGAGCACGCCACGCACUUUCCACGCACCAGGCCAGACCACCGACCCCCGCCCGAGGGGAAAAUGGGAAAGCAACAUUAUCUGGCAUCCGUAUCUUCGUCAAAAUGUUAGUUAUCGACUCCGCAAUCUCCGUCUCCUAAAGCUCGCACGCACACAAACGUACCACACGCGCCAGCUGCGUAACCUUCCAGCAGGAAGUGGCUGUAAUCUCGGCCAGGAACCACAACAAAAGCGCGAGUUACAGGAAAAAAGCAGCAGCAGGCAGGAGGGAAACGGAGGCGCCGUUGCCACUAGCACCUAACAUGUCCGAGAAGCAUGGCCAGCUGGGUGCGCAGUGGACGAAAUCAGCGGCGCCAGCAGCACAAGCCUCCACCACCAUCCCCGUGCAAGUCCCGAUUCCACUUCCGAUCCCAGUUCCAGUUCCCCUUCAAAAGGCACACCCAAAUCCCUACGGCAACUGCAAUCUACAGCCAACGGAUAUCACCUACACCGCCGCGCGAUUCCAGACGCCCGUUAUCCAUGCCAAGGCAUCGCCUCUGACGAUAACACCCGUGGGCAGCGGAGGAGCAGUGCCUGCUGGCUCCCAGAUCUCACCCACGAGCCACACCCAUGUACCUGUACCUGUAGCCACGCCCAGCGGCUUUGUUCCGCCUCCGUUUCCCAAUGCCGGCACUGGAGCCACCUCCGUGCUCACACCAAAUCCCUUUGUCGCCGCUGCCGGGAACGCUGCUGCCGGACUGGCCUUCGCCAAUGCCUUAUCCUUUAACACAGCUCAGCAAUUAGGUCUGGGAAAGAUCAUGCACGUCGUGGGAGGAACGCCACCAGCUGGAACAGUACCAGCAACAACAGCACCAGGAGUCCCUGCAGCUUCGCCCUCAGUUCCAGCAAUAGCAGGUCAAAGGCAUUCGAACGAGGCUGGACCAGCGGCCAGUGGGGUAAUUAAUUCCACCAUUGCCGAAAACGUGAUGAAUGCCUUGACUAACUCCCAGUCGGCGACGGCUGGAGGAGCUCCGGUGCCCAGUGAGGAGAAAAUGCGACGUGUGCAGCAAGUCAUUGAGUCCAGUUUGGACGACGCGGCCAAGCUGCAGAUCUCGCAGAUCCUGGAGCGUGUCUCCGUAUUGAAGCCCAUCGAGAAGCUAUUCCUAUACCUUCGCUUGCCCGGCGAAUGCGCUGAUACAGAUCCCCUGAGGCAGCCACAGAAUCCGUUGGGAACGCGCUCUGAGAUUAAUCACACCAUCAAUUGGGUGCGUUCCCACCUGGAGCACGAUGCACAGGUGUCCAUACCCAAGCAGGACGUGUACAACGAUUACAUAGCUUAUUGCGAACGCCUAAGCAUCAAGCCCCUGUCGACAGCAGAUUUUGGCAAGGUUAUGAAGCAAGUCUUUCCGGGCGUACGCCCCCGGAGAUUAGGAACGCGAGGUAACUCCCGCUACUGCUAUGCGGCCAUGCGGAAGACUACUAAGCUGACGCCGCCUCAGUUGCCGCAACUGAACAAGAGCGACAAAGGUCUCGCUGAUGAUCCUUCGGCUGACUCCAAGCAGUUGACAGUUAGCCCCAAUAUGGUUGGAUUACAGCCUACUACAGGAGGAGGGGACUCUGAAUGUUGGGAUGUGGUGCGAGGUUGGGCGGAGAAAUUGCUAAACACCAAGCUGGAGAGUGUGGCAGACUUGAGUAGCCGCAUCAGAAGCAACAAUGCCACAGUUUCGACCAAGAAAUAUGCACCGCGAGAGCCCAAGGAUAAGAGGGUUCUAACCGACAUUGGACCACUGAAGAAAAGACGCAAAAAGAAACGCAAAGGCUCAACAUCCUCGGAAUCCAGCUGCAAUCAAAUGGCCACUGGGCAGGAUGCGGGCAGUAGUCAGGAUGCCAGCGACGAACAGUUACUCAAGAUCAAGCAGGAGAUCAUAGACUCACCCAUUCAGCACCAUCAGCAGCAACAGCAAGUACCCCUGGCCUACCUGCAGCAGGUGACGCCCAUGAAUUUGGCCACAGACCAGCGAACCAGCAGUGCUGUGCGCAACCUUACGCCCAAAAUCAUGGAGAUGGGCACGCCGUCCGUCGUGCUGUCCCAGCAGGAGGAGCCGUCGCCCACGGGGCUAGUGAUCAAGGACGAGGUGGAGGACUACACAUCGAACAUAUUCUGCAAGAAAGUUUUAAAAGCGCAGCAGACGAAAGGUUUCUGGGCCAAUUCACCAAGCAGCGGGACAACAGGAAGCGGUGGCGGCCUCCUAGUGCCUCCAACAAUCACCACUACCUCGGCGACGCCACCUCCGCCGAAUUCGGGUAAUUCUCCAGUUCCCGGUCCUGGCCCCGGACUCUCCAUGGGUCCACCCUCACAGAUGAUGAUCGUCAAUUCGGUAAGUCCAUCAAGCAGCAUGGACGCCACACCCAAAGUGGCCUCCCGCAAUCAGAUGAUGAUCCUAAGAGCAAAGCGCUUGAUGGCUGCGGAAAAUGCCGCCGUUGCAGCGGCCGCCGAAGACUCUGGACUGCCGGAGAACUUGGGAUUGCCCAGGGAGCGAGUGAUCAGCAUAUGCAACAUGGAUAAGCAUGAGCUGGAUGACUAUUUCCUGCCCGGCGAGGAUGAGGAAAACUCCGAGGAGCCCGACAACGAGCUACUCCAAUAUUUUCAGAUGGGAGACGCUGAGGAAAAACAACUAAAUUCCUUGGAUGCUGCAGAACCAAAUAGGAAUCCACAAGAGCCAACGUCGAUGGGCUCUGCGCCGGAGGCGAUGCCCGCUCCUGGCAGCGGAGCAGCAGCCGUCGUCGCCGCAGCAGCAGCGAUGUUGGCGCCGAUACCGGCGCCUUCUAUGCUGCCCGGUCAGGCGGGAGUGGGUUCUGCCUCAGCGUCUCUGGCCUUAAUGUCAAAAAAGCAUCAGCAGCAGCAGGAGAAGCAGCAGCAAUCCAAGCCGCUGCCCAGCAUUAUCAACAACAACAAGCGAAAGAUCAGCCUGAGCAAUGCAUCCAGCAACGGUAGCAACAAGAACCAUUUCUUACCAAUUUCGCCGAAUAUCAAUGGGUCCAACGGAGCUGUAACGAGUGCAUCCACUCCGGCAUCGGCCCCACCAUCGGCAAAUUCCAGCCAGAAUUGUUUUGCAAGCCCGGGCGUGACUCGGAUGAAACAGCGAUCAAGUUUGCUCAGCAAACAACAAUCCUUGGACUGUGACAACCGUGAUCCCAUGAUUGGAGCCCAUCGCAAGGGGCGUGGCUAUGUGUACAGCUAUCCAACAAGCACGUCGGCCUCCGCACCCCCAAGUCCGUCGCUCCUUCAGCAAUGGAUGGGCCCCAGUUGGUCGUUUAGUGGCGUCGGCAAUACGUGCAGUUUCACGGACAGCAGUCAGAGCGCCGAUCCACUGGUUAACCAGAACUCAAUGGAUCUGGAGACUAGUCUAGCGCUGACGGGUCCCAAUGAUCUAGAUUCAUCGGAGAUGCAGCGCUCGCAGUCAGUGCCCUUGUCCCAGCUACAGAGAAGGUGCAGCCAGCAGUCGCCCAGCCUGAAUUUCUACUCGGAGAACAGCAACAGCCAGCAGUCGGCUCCGCUAAAGGAUACAGGUUUGCUCUACGAAGACGUUGAUGUUAGCGCGCUGAUCUCGCCCAAUUUCAAUCACAAGUUCAGCAGCAUGACACAGCAAACGGCAACGACGUGCAGCUCCUCGGCGGGCUCGUCGUCGGGUUACAGCAGCGGCGGCUCCGCGGGAAUAGUUUCGCGAUCGGUGCCCUCCACUCCCCUGCCCCAUCAGCAGCAAAGCAGUCUAACAUCAAUGAAUGGGAGUGGGACGACAGCCAACGGAGCAGGUGCAGGAAGAGCAGGAAAUGGAAAUGGUGCAGGUUGCGGAGUAGAGAAUGGCUUCUUUAACAUCUCGCCCUCGUUUAAUUGGGGCAAAGCCUCGACCGGAAAUGGAAACCAUUUGGCUUACGGCCCGCACACUUACGGGUCCCGGAAUCCGCUGGAUAUAUCCAAGUCUAUGCCCACAACGCCUAUUGCUAAUCAAUGUUUCCGCUACAGUCCCGCUGAGAUGCACCGCGACUUCCUUAUCAACGGCAACACCAUAGACAGUUUACCCUCGUCGUCGGCCUAUGGAGCGGGCAUGGUGGCCACAGAUCCUGGGCUGGGCCUCAGCUCGGACACCCUGAUCGAUGAUAGUGCUCCCAGCAGCGCCGAUGUGGUCGAAGCAAUGAUUGGUGUCGAAAACAUACUCGAUGACUUUUAGAAUUUGCAUGAAGAGGAAGCUCAGGAGAUCGUAUUGCCCCAGCGACAAGAGUUGGAUGCGGAUAAGGAGGAUGGGGAGAAAGAGGAGGCUCAAUCGGCUGCAGAGAAGGAUGCCAAUGUGGUGGCCUGUCUGUUGCAGCAUGUGGACCAGUUGUAGAGCCACCCGUCCUCUUGCAAUCCGCCUCCAUUUCUCGCCGCUUUUACAUAAUUCAUUUGUUGUUGUGUUCACUCCCCGUCUAGUUAGUUUUUAGUGUACAAUUGAUCCUGUUCUUUUUGAAAAAAAGAGAUAUUUAAAUUUAAUGUUAAACCGCGGAAAUCGAGACAGCCUCUUAGACAAAAAUAGCAGGAUCAGCAUCCCCCAAUUAACCUCCUCCUCCACAAAUGAGCUUUCUCUUCAUGUCACUCGCAAGCUAAAAAUCCAACAAGAUCCUAUCUUCCCUCUGUCUAAUCUAACGUUAACUAAUCACCAGUUUAACCAUAGCCUCCAAUUGGUUUCAUUCAGCAUCGGAAGUACAUAUCUGUGCUUCAGUCGACUUUUAUAACCUAAUCGUAACCCUCAGGCCCUCGUUGUAUGAGCAUAUGCACUUGGCAUAUUGUUAUUAUCACUAAAAAUUUAACAUUAACACGAUGACGAUGAUGGCGUCGGAAUGUAGUUGCAUAGUUUUACAAGUUGAACAACCUUACAAAUGAAACGAACUUAAAGUCUGAAUGAAGGAAACGUGUGCAGCGGUUUUAAAAACGAAAACAAAUUUACAAAAUUGUAACUGUAAAUGUAUGUAGUACAUCUAUCUAUAUAUAGAACUAUAGAUCUAAACCUCGGCGCUGGACGAGUUUGCUUUCCUGCGACCCUCGAUUGUAAUGCAUAUUUAAUGUAUAGCUCCAUUUCUAAGGAGCUUUUCCCUGUCGAUUUUACGAAGGGGUUGCAGCAAAGUUGCAGUCUCUGUUCAAUAAUUGUCAAAUUUUAUUGUGUGUUUGUAUGGUGUUGUAAGAAAGGCAUUGAGAAUAGCGAGCUUUGUCAAUUGUUCAUCCAUUUGUUGGCCUUCUGGGCGUGGUUUUUUUGCUUUUACUAACACAACCCCGAUCUAAAUCUUCUGUUACUAUCUUUAAACUUUUCACUUGUCUAUCCUAAAGGCUUGGAUUUUUCAAUUAGCUGUAAGUGUUUGAUUGUUAUACCUGUUUAUUAUUUUUUGUUUAAUUCGCGCUCGGUCGUCUGGAUCUGCGUUUAUUACUUUAGUUAAGCUAUCACUGGAUAUUGUAAGCGUUGUCUGUAAUUCAAGUUUUCUAUCGGUUGCCUGAAAUUCUAGUUGUAAUGUCGUUUCUUGUGCCCAGUUUAGCAGAGUCUGUAAGUUCUGUUUAAUUGUCUUGAACCGAGCUUAGCUUUAAUCACUUUGAUAUAAAAUAAUUCACAUUGCAAAUGAAUGUUAGUUUGUUUGUAAAACAAAGUAAAACACAAGCCCAUACCACUUCCGUUCUAACACACACAAAAUUCAGCUCCUGUGUGAGCAAAAACGCGUUUUAAAAAAGAAUGUUAAGAAAAUAAAUCAUAAAUGUGCCUCAGGCUUUAUUGUAAAACAAUUAA
Drosophila serrata is the source of this 6036-nucleotide messenger RNA. RefSeq lists its product as uncharacterized. The record is from RefSeq and is a predicted model, not a curated record. Gene Ontology annotation, molecular function: RNA polymerase II cis-regulatory region sequence-specific DNA binding; DNA-binding transcription factor activity, RNA polymerase II-specific. Gene Ontology annotation, biological process: regulation of transcription by RNA polymerase II. Lineage: Eukaryota; Metazoa; Arthropoda; Insecta; Diptera; Drosophilidae.